AUGUCUUUUAAAAUCAUUACCCUCAGGUGGUACCAUGAUGGAGUAUUAAUUCCUGGUAACUUUGCUCGUUAUGUGGGUGGUAGUCAAACAUUGACUUUAGAUGUAGAUGUGGAUUUACUGUCUCUUAUUGAACUGAUGAACUACACUAGGAUCUAUGACUUUCAAAAUGUGGCUAAGUUGUAUAUUUGUCCAAUGGAUAGGACAGAUAAAUUGGUAAAUAUUCUCACAGACAAGGAUAUUUUAGACAUUUGUAAUGAAUUGGAAGAUAGGGAUACCUUAGAUAUUUAUAUGACUCAUGCUGCCCCUUUAUGUGUUGUUGACAUAAAUGAGGCUAGUAAAGGGGUUGAACAAGAGAGUGGAGUAGAUAGUGAAUCAGACUUUGAUAAUAGUGAAGGUGAGGAUGACAAUGAGAAUGAUUCAGACUUUGACAAUAGUAAUAGUGAUGAGAGUGAUGGAGUAGAUUUACAUGUUCCUGAUGAUAAGGAUUAUGGAUCUGAUGUUCAUGAAGAAUUUGUAGAGUGUAGGGAUGAACUGAGUAAGUAUAGGAGGAAAAGGAGUGAAAGGCCAGAAGAUAAAGGUGAUAUUAGCUUAGGUGAUGCAGGAGUUGAUAUUGGUUUUGAUGAAUUAAGAACUGGUAGCAAGCAAGAUAGGUACACAGGCUUAGUAGGGGCAGAUGAGCCUUACUUUGGGUCUUCAGAUGCUGAAAGUUUUCCUUCAGAUGCUGAAGAUGAAUUUGAUGAAGAACAUAAGAAGAAAAUGGCUGCCAAGAGGAGGAAGAAAACCCUGAUAUUUGAUGUCAAGAAAAUAACCUUGGAGUUGGGGCUGAUUUUUUAG
Messenger RNA from Nicotiana tabacum (common tobacco), 834 nucleotides. The record is from RefSeq and is a predicted model, not a curated record. Lineage: Eukaryota; Viridiplantae; Streptophyta; Magnoliopsida; Solanales; Solanaceae.